AUGGUACUUCAUCGUUCCCAGCGUCUCCUUGAUUUAAAGGUGGCAGCAGCCCCUCAGGCUCUCCCCCAAGUCAUUAGUUCGCCUACCACCACCCUGCCUGCAGCUUCCUCCUCCUCCUUAAUGAAUUCUGCCUCUGAGGAGCCUGUUUGGCCUCCCAUUUUCGAAAACUACUGUGCAGAAACCUUUGCAGCCAAUCUUGAUCCUUACAACUUGGACCCGCUCUCCAAAGAUCUAAACUGGGCCCUGCCAAUUCCCUUGCUUAUCAUGCCCCCAGACAUCCUGCAGAUUGAUCUGUCGCGGACACUGAUUAUUAACAGUCGGGCUUUUCAUCGUCUGGUAACAUAUGACAGCAUACGCCUAGCUAAGGCGGCUACCAAGGGUCUGAAGACACCAUCCUGCAUCUGUGGACCUCUCAGUGGACAAUGGGAAGUGUAUACUCCUACGAUACUAUGGAAAAUGUCGAUGACAUGCCAACGAGUGGAAAAUCGUGGUGAACUGGCUUUCUUUUGUGCCAAAGGCAAUAAUGGAUGUUGUUGGUGGCAACCUGUCAUGCACUUGUUUGCAAAUAACCAAGGACCAACUGAUGUACAGCCUUGCCUUGAAGAGGACGAGUUUGUUGGAUUCAGAACCAAGGACCUGCGUUUGACAAACCUUGAUGGCUCCCUACCCUCUCUGCCAUCCUUGACUGAGAGUACGAUCAGUCCAUUGCAUUCUGUUUGCGCCAUUGGGUCAGACAGUGCACAGUCCCCUCUCGUUCGUGCUCUUGAUGUGGCCUUCACAGUCAAUAGCAAGCGUCCUGCAUCCUCUCCACUGCUUUCAGGUAUCUCUAAAAAGUUUCGAGCUUCAGGAGCCUUGGAAAAAGGCCGCACGCCUAACGACUCCAGUCCCAUGUAUAAAAAGACGGUGUCUUCGAAAAAAAAGUACCAGCUGAGGCCAGCAUCUUUUCCCGUGGAUCUGGCUUCGCCAAGUUUAAACUUCGAAGGUGGUACUCCAGGAAAGCAGACUCCUGGUGAUGGUAUUUUAGAUGACAAGACGUCCAGCGAGAAUCGGGCAAAAAAGUCGUACCGUCUUACUGCACCACGCCUGCGCUUGAAGGGGGAAGGACCAUCCAAUGAAUCCCCAACCCCAGUGUCGCCGAUGCCAAAUGCAGAUGUCAUCGAGCUUACUGAUGAGUCCAGUGAUGAAAACAAGUCUAUCUUUUCAGGACUCAAAAGCCCGUCACGGGAGGUGAUCGAAAUAACGGAUGGCUCCUCAGAGGGAGAUCUUGACAAUAUGGAGGUUGACGAACUUGACAAUGUGGAGAGUCUGACUGUGGCUAACCAGACGUCGACUGAAGUCAUCGAGAUCUCUGACAACUCAGAGUCGGACAAUGAAAAACAAGAGGAGGCUAAUGUCAUUGUGGUUCCAACGGUGUGUUCCCGUGCACGCUGCAGCCACAGCAAAAUCCCUGAGGCCACAUUGGAGAGAAACAAGGAUGCUCUCCUCUCUCCGGAAGUACAGCAGAGAAAUUCUCCCUUUCUUGGUAGUGGUCUGGGUAUCACAGUAAUUCUUGAUCUAGGUGUCAAUUUAAGUCAGUUUGCAUGGAAAUUUUUCUUUGAGGUAUUUGCGCUUCUCGAUAAGCCCGGUCUACCAGGAAUCCUGGAGUUACCAGAAUUGGAUCUAGUUGUACUGGUUCAUGAUGGAGAGGACUGGGACUCCCUAUUCAUGCCAAAGUUGGUUCUCAUGUAUGAAAACGGAAUGAGUGUUACAGAGUUGGUGAAGUCUUGGGUAGAAGGUUACCAUGUCUAUUAUCAUUAUCAGGAUGCAGUAAUCAAGGUCGCUGAAACCAGCGGAAGUCAGUUAUACAGUAAAAUAUUUGCGCUGCCUUUGGCUGUCAGUGGUUUCUCACCGGUGGCCCUGGCAAGCAUAUCGAUAUCUGCUACGCCGACAUCUGCUACAACUUCAACCCUAUCUUCAAUGGUGAUCCCAACAGCACCCUCUGGCUAUCAAGCUCUCCCAUUGGAAAUCCUGAAAGAAGUCUGCUUGCUCUGUGAUCCACAAACACGACUGUCGCUUCGAGUUGUUGAUAGAAGUUCCAGAAUUGUCACCAGUCGUCACACCCAUAGGCGUCUAAAGCUCUCUUUACCCCCCAAUUGGCAGUCAAAAAAGACACCAUCCCCCUCGAAGUUCUCAGUUGCCUGCUUCGACGAGGAACUAGUGAUGGCUAUAUUCAUAUGGAUGUGGUUCGUUGGUCAAAGGGCCGUAUCAUUUUCCCUCACCAAUUAUUCCAUGAUGAAUAACACCGCAUUCUUCAUGAGACUCCUCCCCCAUUUGGAAACCCUUAUCAUUCAAGGAGUCCAAUGUCUGGUUGUCAACAACCCUCGGAUUCACUUCCCAUACAUAUGCCCCCGUCAUAUUCAGCACUUAGUCCUUCGUAAUGUCAUCUUUGUGGAUGUCGGAGUGUCAGCUCAUGCCGUGGAGAGCUUGAUGGCACCGGGAAUGGAGCUACGGACAGUGGAGAUCAACAAUGUCAUUCAUGGUCAUACACCUGUCUCCAUUCCUAACCCCUCACUGCUUCUGGUAUCUCAUUGGAGAGAGCGAUGGGGACUAUCCCUGGCAUGGGGUCCCGGCCCUACCUCACCCAAGCUCUUUCGGAUGGUACUUCUGGCUCCAAAUUUCCAAAAGUUGUCGAACACUGGCCCCCGUCCUAAUGGUAGACCACCAUUAGAAAAUUUUCAGCACCUGGUCAGGCAACUUUUCCGUCUCCCUCACGGUCGCAUGGAGCUAGCACCGUAUCUGGAGGACAAUGAAAUCUACCCCCGUUCAUUUCCUACGACGCACUUGACACAGCUGGAUCUGGGUUUGACGGAGGAAGUUCUGUCUUUGGGACGUCCUAUCUUGCGCCAAGCUCUGACUACGUACGAGCUCAGUUUUGCAUCAGCCAGUCAGACAUUCUCGCCUAUUGACUGGGAUUCCCCGACAGAAUACAUAUCCAUGAGGGAUCUCCAAGUACUGCAAGAAUUUGUACUCAUCACACCUCUGAGCAAUUUGUCGUAUGGUCUCAAAAUGGCGCAGAGCUGGUGGUCUCAAAGCAAGUUCCAGUCAUGGACGUCUUUUGAACUUAUAAUCAAGUUACCUCCAAACGACGCCCGCCCUUCUUGGGGCUAUAGGGCCACCCAGUUCCUGCGCGAUUAUUUAUCUGCCGGAGACAUAAAGAUUAUCCUACAAGGAUGCGACCUUCACAUUCAUGCUGGUAGAGAUGGCGCUGGACAGUUGAGAGUGGUCAGACAAGAGGACGUCGAGUAUGUCACCGACUUGGUCAUGAGCCUGAAGGAGGAUCCUCUCAUACAUACCAACCAGAUAGAGUGGAAAGUUUAG
Molecule: messenger RNA, 3357 nt
Organism: Desarmillaria tabescens
Lineage: Eukaryota; Fungi; Basidiomycota; Agaricomycetes; Agaricales; Physalacriaceae
Exons: 20
Coding region: 1-3357 (1118 amino acids)
Source: RefSeq, a predicted model, not a curated record